Messenger RNA from Colletotrichum truncatum, 3417 nucleotides. The record is from RefSeq and is a predicted model, not a curated record. Lineage: Eukaryota; Fungi; Ascomycota; Sordariomycetes; Glomerellales; Glomerellaceae.
AUGUCGUGUCAAAUGGUGGCCCAAAAUAUAAGGCAUUACCACCUGAGCAUCAGCACCGACCAGCACCACAGCGCACACACACACACCAGCAGUAGCAACAGCACUCCACUUGGUUCUGUCCCAACUGCUGAUAGCCCAGUCCAGCCAGCAAGCACCGUUCGCCGCCUCGUCUCUUGGGAGCAAAAGUCCGAACAACGACACCUCCCCGGCCUCAACCUCCCUAAUCGCUCCACCACAUCUACAAACCACCUUCACAAACCUCGAUCUCGUGUCGUCAAGAUGUGGAUUAUUGAUUGGUUCUACAACGUCCUCUCGAGCCUUGGCCUGCUCAACAAGCACGCCAAGCUCCUCUUCCUCGGUCUGGAUAAUGCCGGAAAGACGACGCUUCUUCACAUGUUGAAGAACGACCGUGUCGCUAUCCUGCAGCCAACUCUUCACCCCACCUCCGAGGAGCUUGCCAUCGGCAAUGUGCGCUUCACCACCUUCGAUCUCGGCGGUCACCAGCAGGCCCGCCGCCUCUGGAAGGAUUACUUCCCCGAAGUCAACGGCAUUGUCUUCCUUGUCGAUGCCAAGGACCAUGAGCGGUUCCCCGAGGCCAAGGCCGAGCUCGACGCCCUUCUGUCCAUGGAGGAGCUGGCCAAGGUUCCCUUUGUGAUCCUCGGCAACAAGAUUGACCACCCUGACGCCAUUUCCGAGGACGAGCUCCGUCACCAGCUCGGCAUGUACCAGACGACCGGUAAGGGCAAGGUGCCCCUGGAGGGAAUCCGGCCGAUCGAGGUCUUCAUGUGCUCGGUUGUCCUCAGACAAGGUUGGGUUUACGACGAAGAAGUCCACGACCUGAUGCACGAGUUCGCUGCUCAGUCAGCCCGGCAGUCAGCCCAGACGCCGUGUCGCCGUACCCAUGGUGAUCCCGGCGGAGACUGUGAUGCAACCGAGGCCACCGUGUCAGCAGCAGCCCGCGUAGGUUUGAGGUGGGAGGUCUAUGGAUACUUCAUUAGCGGACGACAGGCCAUCGGCUCCAGUCCCGGCUAUGUGAAAGAACUGGGGACCUCUCACUCUUCCCUCCACUUGCCCCAACGAAAUCCAAUUCGAGCUACUGCCGACGUCAUCCGACCCGUGGCAUCACGGGCGCAUUCCCUAGGGAGGAGGCGCGCAUCUUCAGAAAAGGCUCCGGCCGCCGAACAAACCCCCAAAGCCUUCAAGUGUCCCCCAACAAAUGUCCAGAAAUCACCCGCCCUGCACGCCCCGGAUCCUCUGCAAUCGCCUGCUGAUGACACAACCUCCCUACGGUCUCCCGGCUUGAGGAGCAACAGCUCGAUCGACUUCACGAAACGUGGAUCUGUUUAUGAAGAUGAGAAGGAGGAUCCGCAGGCUGUUGCGGCUGCGGCUGCGGCCGCCGCGGGAGAUGUGACUGCUCCCGGGCCAGCAGCAAACGGGAACGUCUACGCCAGCCAACCCAACAUGUUCAUCACGGCGCAGAACGAUUGGGCGCCUGUUAAUCAGAGAAUAUCGAAACGGGGGUCACGGAAGAGGAGGAACAGAGCCAAGGGCGCCGCUGAGGCGUUGCUCGGCACGCGGACUAAAGACGAGACUCGGGAGGGCAUAUUCUACGCCCUUCUUAAAUGGCCGAUGCUAUUCUUUGUGGGAGCAUGGCUUGGAGGUCUCGCGAUGACGUACCUUUAUACAAGACUGUAUAUAUGGGUGUAUGAACAUUUCGUCACCUGGCGGGGCACGAGGGAGCGACUUAGACGCAGCAUGAGGCAGACGAAUAACUACCGCGAUUGGGUCGUCGCAGCCAAGGAACUAGACAGCUAUCUCGACCGGCAGCGAUGGAAGGAGGAGAAUGACUUUGCGUACUACGACUCUAAGACCGUAAAGAGGGUAUGGGAGCAGAUGCGCAAGUGCAGGCAGCGAGCUGAGGCGCUAGAGAACGGAGAGGCAGACGACGAGAGCCAGGCGAAAGAGGGUAAGCCUGCUGUCGAGGAGCUUCAUACGUUGCUCUCAGCUUGCGUGAAGAGCAACUUUGUUGGGGUUGAAAACCCUAGGCUGUAUAGUCAGACGUAUUAUGGCACAAAGAAUCUGGUGCAGAACUUUGUCGAUGAGGUUGAGAGGAGCAUCAAGUUCAUCCUCAACACCAAGCAGCUCACCAUCGAGGAGAAGCGGGGCAUCUUCAAGGGCAUGCAUGCCAAUUACGGUCGGACUGCUCUGUGUCUUUCUGGCGGCGCGGCGUUUGCAUACUAUCAUUUUGGCGUCAUCAAAGGUCUUCUUGAGGCGGACUUGCUUCCGGAUGUCAUCACUGGUACUAGCGGCGGCGCCCUCGUUGCUGCCCUAGUCGCAACGCGUACCAACGACGAGCUGAAGAAGCUGCUGGUCCCAGCGCUCGCUGAUAAGAUCACUGCUUGCCGCGAGAGUUUUACGACCUGGAUACCUCGCUGGUGGAGGACAGGCGCCCGGUUUGAUUCUGUCGACUGGGCGCGACAGUGCAGCUGGUGGACUCGGGGUUCAAUGACCUUCCGCGAAGCAUACGAGCGUACCGGCCGCAUAUUGAACGUCUCGUGCGUGCCGGCUGACCCUCACUCGCCUACCAUCCUUUGCAACUACCUCACCAGCCCCGACUGCGUCAUUUGGUCUGCUGUCCUCGCCUCCGCCGCUGUUCCUGGAAUCCUCAACCCUGUAGUUCUGAUGAUGAAGCAGCGUGACGGGACGUUGGUACCGUAUUCUUUCGGACACAAGUGGAAGGACGGCAGUCUAAGGACGGACAUCCCUAUCAAGGCUCUCAACCUGCACUUCAACGUCAACUUUACGAUUGUGAGCCAGGUGAACCCGCAUAUCAACCUCUUUUUCUUCUCCUCGCGCGGGUCAGUCGGACAUCCCGUCACACACCGCAAAGGAAAGGGUUGGAGAGGAGGGUACGUUAUGUCCGCAGUCGAGCACUAUCUCAAGCUUGACAUGACAAAGUGGUUGAAAUUCAUCCGACACGCGGAGCUUCUGCCGAGACCGCUGGGCCAGGACUGGAGUCAGCUCUUCCUGCAGCAGUUCAGCGGGACGAUCACCAUCUGGCCCAAGACCGUGCCAUCCGACUUCUACCAUAUCCUAUCUGACCCGGACCCUCCAAGACUGGCAAGGAUGAUUCACGAGGGUCAGCAGCGCGCGUUCCCCAUCCUCAAGUUUGUGAGCAACAGGUUGAAGGUGGAGCGUGUUAUUGAGCAAGGUCGACGGGAGACGAGACCGUGGAUCAGGAGGGGUAGCAUCGAGACCAUCCUCAGCGAAGACGACCUCAGGAGCCUGCUCAUCACGGGCAGCACGGACGUCGAAGAGGACACAACGGACGCGGAGGGGGAGACGAUGCUGGAGAACGAGGAGGCUAUCAUUGACGACGAGGAAGAACAGUUCGAGAGGGGGAUCAAAAGAGAUUAG